Brassica rapa (field mustard) is the source of this 9176-nucleotide messenger RNA. RefSeq lists its product as uncharacterized. The record is from RefSeq and is a predicted model, not a curated record. NCBI's taxonomy places the organism in Eukaryota, Viridiplantae, Streptophyta, Magnoliopsida, Brassicales, Brassicaceae.
GCAAGAAAGUCUUUCUCAUUUUUAACGAAUCAAAUCUUUGCUUGGGUCAAUGUCCAAACACUAUCCCCAGUUCUUUAUUCACGAAGCGAAUCUGGAUAGCCUCUUCUCUCCACCGCCGGAUUCAGCCUUCUCCCUGACUUCCUCCGAGCUUUGUCUGCCACCAUUACACACGUCAUGUAGUCUCCUUCCUGCAGAAACCGAACUCUGUGUAAGGAUGAGUUCCUCAAACUUGACGACGAUCUCUUCUUCUCUCUCUCGAACUAGAGCAAACCCAGAAUUCAAGACAAGAGAGAUGGAAGUGAGAAGCGAGCUAAAGCAGAAUAUUUACGAGAUUUUCAAAGACUUUAUGACGGGGAUCACAAAGCUUGAGGAACUAGAUAAUGCUACAAACAUCUUUCUUCUACGCUUUCAGCAAGGACUCUGCUUGCUCAAACGCUCUCCAAUACUCACUUCCUCCAAGUUGAUCGAGAACAUUCUCAAGAACAAUGAAACAAGACGGCUUAAAUCAUACGUAGAAGCAGGCUGUAUUAACAUCGAUGAUGCUGCACGAAGCACACGGGCUUUGCAUACAUCUCUAUCAGGACUUUCUGACCACCUAAUCAAAGCUCAAAGCUUGUUAUCUGACCUCGAGCGUCUCACUGAUGAUGCCGCCCUUGCAAUUGAGACUGCAACAAAGCUCUCCACACAACUGGAUGAAGAAUCAAGUGAUGAUUUGCGACAAGUGACGAGUGAAGAGAACGAAACUGUACAUUUUGCUCAAGAACCUGAAGUUACAGAGUACGCUACAAUUAUUGCAGUGGUUUACAGUAUGGUGAAGCAGAACUAUGUUAUGCAGGAAAAGAUUGUGAGAUCGCUUAGUUUGAAGACCUCAUUUGAUGAACUAGAUACUUACACUCUGAUGUGGUCAUUGCGUCCGUUUGUAGAAGACGAGAUUAUGAACAGAGCAUGGAAAUGUAUCUACUAAUACACACUUAUUCAAUCAGUCUGUCACUUAUUCAAUCAGUUUUGUUCGAUUAGUUUGUUACUUUGUUUCCCAUUUAUUGAAAAGAAAGCUAAUACAAGCUUUGUUCACAUGGUUGAAUUGCUUAAACUAAUAUGAUUAGGUUGCUAGUGAUUUUACUAAACAUAUUAGUGAAGAACUCAUUUUUUCUUCUCGAAAAUGAUAUUUUUACUCUCUCACCCUCAUCAUCUUCAAGUAAUUACAAGAUUGUCAUUGUCAUCAAUACCCUAACCACCAUGAACAACCAAUUUGAAGCUCCCAAAAUCGAUUUACCCUUCUUCUUUCUCCAUUCUUAUGAACUAAACAUAACAUCUCUCUCACUUUUUCUCUACAUUAAGCUAAAAAACCCCAAGAUUUUGAUUCUAUAUUUUUUAUGGUUCAUAGAGUCAAAGAAGCUAACGAUUCUAGGUAGGUCGCUUUCGUUUGAGAUUUUGUGUUCUUGGAAAAGCCUUAUGUGUGCUAAGGAAGUUAUCUCACCAAUUUAAGGUAUAAAAUCGAGUUUUUUUUCCAGAUCUGUUCGUCAGGUAAGUCGUCUGGUCAACGCAUAUGUUAUUUUUGCAAUUGACUUUGAAAUUUGUUUUCUGAGACGAUUGAAAGUUAAGUCGUCUGAUUUUGUUUGGUUACAAAAAAAUCUCCAAAGAACCUAGACGACCUACAUUUCAGUCGUCAUAAGUUAAUUUUGCAUUUGACUGGAUUAUUUCAGAAGACUUUCCUGGACGACUGACAUUUCAGUCGUCUGGUGAAAAUUGAAAUAUCAAUAUUUUAUUAAAACUAAACGACUUACAAUUAAGUCGUCAUAGGUUAGUUUAAACUGACCAUCCGCUUCCUUUGUUUCAGAUUUGAAACCGCGUCUCUUUGAACACCACCGCCGGUAAGUUAUUUCUCUUGUCUUAAGGCGUUUAGCCGCCGUAAAACCCUAAAAAUUGUAGUCUUAAUUCUUCUUUUCCCGUCGAUUUUUGCAGAUCUGUAAUCGUUAGAGACCAUAUCUUCUCCGACUGUAAGUCAUCCAUCUUUUAAAGAAACAGUUUUUGUAUUUAUUCAGAAAGACUGCUCAGACGACUUCCUGGAAGUCUUCCAUAGUCUAAGACUUCGUAGAAGACUUCCUGAAAAUCUUCCAGAGUGUAAGACUUCGUAGAAGACUACUUGGAAGUCUUUCUGACGACUUAAGUCUUUGUUGGAAGUCUUCCAGAGUGUAAGACUUUGUUGAAGACUUCCUGGAAGUUGUCUCAGUAGUCUUCACACUAAAAUUUACAUGCAAUUUACAUGCAAGCCUUCUCAGUAGUCUUAUGUGUUUGAGAUGCUUGUUUUCGAUUGUUUUGCAGGCCAGAAAUUGGAUUUACCAGCACUCCCGCAGAGGAUAUAUACAUUAGGGGAAGAGCCCCCUGCACAUAAGAGCAUUUUGUAUCACACUGAUGACACAAAUUCAUUUAAUGUUCUAAGGCAAGCUCUAAACGAUGACGAAUAUGAGGAGCUGAAGGAGUCGAAGUUUGUUCAUCAAGUUCAAGGAGAUGAAUUUUGGUUGGGCUUCAAGGCUGGUUCAUUAUAUGCUCAGUUUCCAGCUUAACAUCAAGAAGAAGUAUGAGCUCUGGAGUCUUGUUGGUCCACAAUCGGCGAGGUUUUCACUGUUUGAAUUUGAACACCUCAUUCGUCUGAACUGCGAUUACAUCGAGGACCUGGAAAAUCCAAGGGUUGAGGUUACGAAGGAGAUGGCUGCUUUCUGGGAGAUGAUGGGUGUUGAUGUCGAUGUUGGGCCAACUACUGAACAUAUAAAAGCAACAUUUGUGAGAUGCGAGGAGUGGUCUCGGGAAGAUCGCAUGCGGCUCGGAUACCUUGCCAUCUUCACUGGAUUCAUUGAAGGGAGAAAGUACUCAACCGCUACACGGGCUAGUCUUGCAAGACUAGUGAUGAAUUUAGAAAGAUUUGAGAAUUAUCCUUGGGGGAGAGUGGCGUUUAAGGUGCUGAUGGAGUCUGUGAAGGGUGUAAAUUUGGAAUCAAAUUCAUACACUAUUGAUGGGUUUGUUCAAGUUCUUCAGGUGUGGGCAUACUUUGCUCUGCCAGGAUUUGGUGCUAAUUAUGGGCAUCCCCUUACCAAACAGACCGUCUCCGCUGAUGCUGGCCUACAAUGGUGGCAAAGGACACAGAUUUUUUAAAAAGGCCAGUAGCAGACAUGUAUUUAAACUUCACUCCCUAAGACUUCAAAGAAGACUUUAAAGUAAGUCAUCCAGAGAAGACCUCGUAGAAGAGUUAAAGUUAUGUCGUCUAGGCGACUUAACUUUAAGUCUUGUCUGGAUGACUUACCAGACGACUUACUUUAAAGUUUUCUGUGAAGUCUUUUCUGGAUGAUUUCAGUCUUUGUUAUCUGAGUUGAUAAUUCUAUCUUUUAUUUUUGCAGACUAGCGUGAUCAACUUCGUCCAGAAGGACUUUGUUGAGAUGUUUCCACGAUGGGACUUUGAUGUAUAAGACCCAGCCGCAGAGAACAUAAUUAAAGUCAUGUUUAAUGCGAAAGCUAUUUGGAACUGGACCAUGAAUUGCUGGAAAGUCACCGAUACUAAACCGAGAGUGAGGAAGGAAAAUAGUGCAGCGGAGACAGGGAGUGGUGUGAAGGAGGAAAGUGCAGUAUCUCGGAAGAAAUCUCGUAAAACGGCUUCUGUUGAGGCUAGUAAAGUGCCUUCUAUUGAGGCACGUGCUGAGGCUCGUUCAGAGGCUUCUACGUCUGUUGGUGGGAUGACCAAAGAGAAAAUUGAAAAAAGCUUCAAGGACAUAGCUGAUGUCAUGAGGGAUGAGUUUGGGAUGUGCCUUAGGGAGAUCAAGUUGCUGGGGGAUAGGAUAUAAGCUAUGGAGAAGAAGGUGGGAAUCACCAAAAAGGGACUAUAUCUAAUGAACUUCAAAUGACAACUUCAAAUCCGGAAAAGCGUGGGCACGAACCUGGGGUUAGUACCAAAACUUCUCCCAAAAUCACAGAGAAGAGAUUGACUCGAAAAAGUGCUAGGAAUAAGGAAUGAUGUGUUUUGUUUCUUGUAUGUUUUGUUUCUUGUAUGUCGGGACAUGUGUGUUUGUUUCUAGUGUGCUUGGAUCAUUUGCUUAUGUAUGGAUUUUGUUUCAUCCUUUGAAUUGGAUAUUUGGUUAAUAUUUUAUAAACACAUUUUGUACAUCGAAAUUGCAGAGUGAGAGUGUGAAUGAGGCGAAAGCAGGACAAAAUGGAGCGAAAACAGGACAGAAUGGGGCGAAAGCAUAACAUAAUGACCCCCAAGAAACGAGUUCCUCGAAAGCCAUGAGUCUUGUGAUAGCAAAUGAGCCCGAGGAGAAACCUCCAGAACAGAGUGGUGAACUUAGUGUUCUUGUAUUGGACAAAGAUGUACCCACUGAUUCAAAUUUACAGAAUGGGGAAACUAGAAGGCAAAGAAAGAGGAAUACUGCUAUGGCACAUGUCCGUGGAAAUAGUGAGCGAGCAAGGAAACUUGCUGUCUCACAGCAAACUCCUUUCCAGGGAAACAACACUGCCAAAGUGAUCAUUCCAAACAAAAGGGUUGGCCAAGGCUAUGAUCCUUUUGCACUCUAUGGCAAGAAGAUGUCGAAGGUGCUCACUGACUUGGACAUUUACGUGGUUUUUUUGUCCAUAGGUGUUUUAAAGUAUUAAACAAAAUGCAAAAAAUGAGGGUUCGUAGCAGGAAGACGGAAUCAAGCUGUUUAUCUGUGAGAAUAUAGAAUCAAGAUGUUUAUCAGUGAGAAUAUAGAAUCAAGAAGUUUAAGGGGAUGUUAGUGGGACUUAGAUUUCUAUAGAGUUUGUUGAUUUUAAAAUUUGAGAGAUUUGUUAAAUUUGGAGAGAGUUGUAGAGAAUUUUGUAUAUUGCGAAAAUCUAUGAAAAUAAAGUAAUGUAAUGAUUCUAAGAAUUCAAGUGAAACAUGUAGUAUUCUCAAAAUCUUGUUUUGUGAGUUAAAAUGUUAAUAAUUCAAUUGCCAAUAACACUUACUUUUAAUAGAUUUGUAGAAUCAUUAAAAUCUAAAUUUUAAGAAUAACAAAUGAUUUUGUAUAGAAUUAUAGAAUCAUCAAACCAAUAACACUAGAUUUUAAAGAGAAUAUGAAAAUCUAUAAACCAAUAACACUAUUCUAAGACUCAUUAUAAAUCCAAUUCCCACUAACACCCCCUAAGAAGCGGCAUCUAAUCUUCCAUUUGGAGUUUAUCUGUGAAUCGCUAGAGCCGCAACAGUCCAGAACUUCGAGGGCGAGAGAUAAAGUUCGAGGGCGAGAGACAGAGUUCGCCGGAGAGAGAAAUCUAAGAGAUGUGGAUUUGGAAAGGUUAGAUUUGGAUCUAAUUUUAGAUUUUGCUUUCUGGAUCUAGAAGAUGUCGCCAGAGAGAGAAAUUAGGGUUCAUUUGUUUUGAAAAAAGUAAAAAAAAAGGGAAGAAAUAAGGUAAUAUAAGUGCUUUUGUAAAAGGAUAAAAAUAAGGAACCGGUUUGUUUAAAAGGAUUGGUUACCAAAAUUAGUUAGUUGGAUGAGUUUUGUAGUUAACUCAAGAUGUCUUUUAGUUGAGGGUUAUCUUAGUAAAUGUAGCAGUCAUCGAGCCAACACUGCGUCAACGCCAAGGACUCUAUGGAGAUAAGCUAUUCCGAGUAGACCUACUGUCAUCUCCGUCAACUGCAAGAACCUGUCCACCCCGUCUCAACCUCCUUCCUCACCUAGGAAGUGAAACCGAAAAAUAUCAGUUCACUCCUCCACUGCCAUGUGCUCUCACUCCAACAAGUCGAAGGAAAACUCUGAAGUAUUGUGUAAGGAGACUCGACCGUCCCGAAAAGUUUAGCCUCUUACCCGACGUUUGCUCAAACACGCUCAACCAGAACGAGUGCGAUGACAAUAUGCUCAGGUCUAUUCCGGUUAUAAACUAUUGGCUUCGACACGGUAAUGUUGAGGUCCAAGGUUUUCACCCGAUUGAACCGUUCACUCCGUCAUCCACCUCCACUGUCCUAUGCGUCACUAUGAAGGCUAAGUUACCUUUUGAGAUUCACCUAGUCUCGUUGAGAAGCUUUGUUGAGUUUAAAAUUGAUCGUGUCAACUUCAGUACCGAAUCCAGUCAUAUAGGACUUCUUCCUCUCGGUGUUGCCCAAGGUCCUAGAGCUUCUCACCAAAAGUUCUUGGCAGGUAACAAUCCAGUCGCUUCUCAUUGGUGUAUCAACGUCGAUUUCGACUAUCAAUUGUUCUCGCGAACAAUCGCCUUAGGGAUUAGGGUGAAACUUCUCCAUGGGGUUCUUCAUCUUGCUGAACUUGACUCGCUUCUUAUAGGCUUUAUCUUUCUAUGUUUCAUAAUGCUUUCUACUUUUGUUGUACUGUCGAGCAUGAUUCCAGAAUCUUCUGUUUUAGUUGUAAACUCUUACUAGAUUUUGACCCGCGCUUUCAAAGCGCGGGUUUAUUUUUGUUUUUUUUUUCAAUUGACAAAUAUUUAGUAAACUAGGUGAUAACCCGCGCCGUGCGCGGGGUGUAAAAUCUAUAAAUAAAAUUUGAUUUGAAUAAUGUAUAGAGUUUAUAUUACGUUGAUUAAUGGUUAUUGAACAUCUAAAAUAAUGAAAAAAUAUAUUUUUGUCUCUACGCAUAAUAAUUACAAUUCAAAAUAUAGCGCAAACGGAUUGGACCCGUAUUAUAAAAUUAAGAUAUAAGGCCACAAAAGAUUGUACACCAUACUGUAUUGUAUCUAACUUAUUGGGCUUACAAUAUCAAAUGGGCUAUGUUUUUGUUUUGUUCUCUGUUUACUCAAGAGAAACGACAGAAAAAAAAAAUCUCUACGGUGUUUCGAUGGUCGCAAUAGAAAGGGGAUAAGGGUUCCUCAAUUCGGAGUGGACCCAACCAGCGAAAAAGAUUCGAUGGCUUAAACUGGUUCGCUUUCUUCAGCGAGGGUUCGUUUAUCUCGCAAACCAACCGCUUCACCUUAGUCAAUUCAGUCCCACCAAUAGCAUUCAUAUAGCAAGAAGAUGACUUCAUAUUUGCAGAAGGUAUGUUCUCUCCAAAUACGUAUUGAAUGAAGAGCUUCUCCGUUGUACAGAAGAUCACAAUAACAGAAAAAGUGGAUGCAGAAUUUUGGAAACAUUUGCUUGCUAACAAAGAAGAGGAUGAAUAAAAUAGAACAUCACAAUAGCCAAAUGCCAAAGGAAAACGUGUCGACAAAGCAAAUCAAAACCACAUCCAAUUGUGGUUUUUCUUCGAGGUGGAGGUGCAGACAACACAAUGAGACCUAACACUCGAAACAAGAACAAAAGGCAAAGACCUUCCGAAAGGCAAAGACUUCGUAGAAGACUACUUGGAAGUCUUUCUGACGACCUAAGUCUUCGUUGGAAGUCUUCCAGAGUGUAAGACUUUGUAGAAGACUUCCUGCCAGAAAAUGGAUUUACCAGCACUCCCGCAGAGGAUAUAUACAUUAGGGGAAGAGCCCCCUGCACAUAGGAGCAUUUCGUAUCACACUGAUGACACAAAUUUAUUUAAUGCUCUAAGGCGAGCUCUAAACGAUGACGAAUAUGAGGAGCUGAAGGAGUCGAAGUUGGGAGUAUUCUUCAAGUUCAAAGAGAUGAAUUUUGGUUGGGCUUCAAGGCUGGUUCAUUAUAUGCUCUGUUUCCAGCUUAACAUCAAGAAGAAAUAUGAGCUCUGGAGUCUUGUUGGUCCACAACCGGUGAGGUUUUCACUGUUCGAGUUUGAACACCUCACUGGUCUGAACUGCGAUUACAUCGAGGACCUGGAAAAUCCAAGGGUUGAGGUUACGAAGGAGAUGGCUGCUGUCUGGGAGAUGAUGGGUGUUGAUGUCGAUGUUGGGCGAACUACUGAACAUACAAAAGCAGCAUUUGGGAGAUGCGAGGAGUGGUCUCGGAAAGAUCGCAUGCGGCUCGGAUACCUUGCCAUCUUCACUGGAUUCAUUGAAGGGAGAAAGUACCCAACCGCUACACGGGCUAGUCUUGUAAGGCUAGUGAUGGUUUUAGAAAGAUUUGAGAAUUAUUCUUGGGGGGAGAGUGGCGUUUAAGGUGCUGAUGGAGUCUGUGAAGGGUGUAAAUUUGGAAUCAAAUUCAUACACUGUUGAUUGGUUUGUUCAAGUUCUUCAGGUGUGAGCGUACUUUUCUCUGCCAGAAUUUGGUGCUAAUUAUGGGCAUCCCCUACCAAACAGACCGUAUCCGCUGAUGCUGGCUUACAAUGGUGGCAAAGGAUGCAGAUUUUUUAAAAAGGCCAGUAGCAGACAUGUAUUUAAACUUCACUCCCUAAGAUUUCACAGAAGACUUUAAAGUAAGUCAUCCAGAGAAGACCUCAUAGAAGACUUAAAGUUAUGUCGUCUAGGCGACUUAACUUUAAGUCUUCUCUGGAUGACUUACCAGACGACUUACUUUAAAAUUUUAUGUGAAGUCUUUUCUGGAUGAUUUCAGUCUUUGUUAUCUGAGUUGAUAACUAUAUCUUUUAUUUUUGCAGACUAGCAUGAUCAACUUCGUCCAGAAGGACUUUGUUGAGAUGUUUCCACGAUGGGACUUUGAUGUAUAAGACCCAGCCGCAAAGAACAUAAUCAAAGUCAUGUUUAAUGCGAAAGCUAAUUGGAACUGGACCAUGAAUUGCUGGGAAGUCACUGGUACUAAACCGAGAGUGAAGAAGGAAGAGAGUGCAGCGGAGACAGAGAGUGGUGUGAAGGAGGAAAGUGCAGUACCUUGAAGAAAUCUCGUAAAGCGGCUUCUGUUGAGGCUAGUAAAGUGCCUUAUACUGAGGCACAUGCAGAGGCUCGUUCAGAGGCUUCUACGUCUGUUGGUGGGAUGACCAAAGAGCAAAUUAAAAAAAGCUUCAAGGACAUAGCUGAUGUCAUGAGGGAUGAGUUUGGGAUGUGCCUUAGGGAGAUCAAGUUGUUGGGGGAUAUGAUAUAAGCUAUGGAGAAGAAGGUGAGAAACACCAAAAAGGGACUGCAUCUAAUGAACUUCAAAUGAUAACUUCAAAUCUGGAAAAGCGUGGGCACGAACUUGGGGUUAGUACCAAAACCUCUCCCAAAAUCACAGAGAAGAGAUUGACUAGAAAAAGUGCUAGGAAUAAGGGAUGAUGUGUUUUGUUUCUUGUAUGUCGGAACAUGUGUGUUUGUUUCUAGUGUGCUUGGAUCAUUUGCUUAUGUAUGGAUUUUGUUUCAUCUUUUGAAUUGGAUAUUUGGUUAAUAUUUUAUAAACACAUUUUGUA